UGCCGGCUCAGUCGCUGUGCGGGAGUGGUCACUGAGGGAUGUGUGGUAUCGUAACUGAGUGUGACUGAGGAAAAAGACCCGGCGUAGUUUCUCGCGUAAUACGGUCUCGCUCUUUACCCCCCCGGACAAAAAGGAACUAGCAAUAUCAGAGAGAGAGUCUAGUCAGUUUUUCGGACCCCCUCCCGUUCGUCGCGCGAGAGACCACGGAAUACGCUGAUCGUGUAUUUAUUUAAAUAUUUAUUGUACAAAAGACUUUAACUAUAGCCGACACAAUGUCCGUGGACAAGGAGGAAUUGGUACAGCGCGCGAAGCUCGCCGAGCAGGCGGAAAGGUACGACGACAUGGCAGCCGCCAUGAAGGCGGUCACCGAGACGGGAGUAGAGUUGUCGAACGAGGAGAGGAAUCUGCUGUCGGUAGCGUACAAGAAUGUCGUUGGCGCGAGACGUAGCUCGUGGCGAGUAAUCUCCUCCAUCGAGCAGAAGACGGAGGGUUCCGAGCGCAAACAGCAGAUGGCCAAGGAAUACCGGGAAAAGGUGGAGAAGGAGCUGCGCGAGAUCUGUUACGACGUGUUGGGACUCCUUGAUAAGUACCUGAUCCCCAAGGCUAGCAACGCCGAGAGCAAAGUAUUCUACCUCAAGAUGAAGGGCGACUACUAUAGGUAUCUCGCAGAAGUCGCCACAGGAGAAACAAGAAACGCUGUGGUAGACGACAGCCAGAAGGCAUACCAGGAUGCGUUCGAAAUCAGCAAGUCAAAGAUGCAGCCUACCCAUCCCAUCAGGCUAGGUCUCGCCCUCAACUUCUCCGUUUUCUAUUACGAGAUCCUCAACUCACCAGACAAGGCCUGCCAGCUGGCCAAACAGGCGUUUGACGACGCGAUCGCAGAGUUGGACACACUUAACGAAGACAGCUACAAAGAUUCCACGCUCAUCAUGCAACUUUUGCGCGACAACCUCACUCUUUGGACCAGUGACACGCAGGGUGAGCAGGACGAGCAACAGGAGGUCGGCGACAACUAACCUUCCUAAACUUAAGUCCUUUCUAACCUAAUAAGAACAUCCUAUUCUCUAUCGUCCCCCCGUCCCUUGAAGUGCUCACCCAUCCAUCCACCCGAGAUCGAUUUAUCCAUUCACCUGUCCUUUCGUCCCUCGCGUACCUCGUUUCCUUCUUCCUUCCUUCCUUUCACUCCCCCAUGACCCCUCUCUCAGCCAACACACAAAUACACGUACACAGAGACACGUACACCCCCCCCCCUACACACACACACCACCUCCUUUCUAUCUCUACCUACCUGGGCUACCUUACAUUUCUGUCCAUCUUCCUACGGCACCCUUUCUACCUCCUACAAGUCGCAAGGCCACCGUCUCUCACACCUUCAGAGUCCUCUUUUCCUUAAUCUCCUCCUCGAGAACUGCCCUCUUUCUCCCAAAUCCGACCGCACAUUGCUGCCGAUGCAACCGCUACAGCUGUUAAUCGCCCGUUUCGAACGCUGGAACGCGGAAAUCCCGCGUCGUCGACCGUUAUCCUCUCUCCGAGGACCGAACGAUUCCGCGUGUAUAUUUUCUCGAUGAAACUAACGCAACGAUGCGGGACCGAAAGCGUAAAAGUAAAGAAGAACGAAAGAAAGAAAGAAAAAAAAAAAAGAAACGUCAACGAAAGAAACUAAGAAAAGGGAAAUUCUGGGACGUUUGGCUUCUAAUCGCGUGUUGGACGCGCGUGCGACGGUCCUCGACGAUAGGAAACGAUCGAAUUCGCGCGACGUUUCGCCCCCAGUCUUUGGCACGAAAUUUACUCCGAGAAGAGCGUAUUAUCCAAUUCGUGUUUGUACGGAAGAAUAGGAAGAAGCAAAUUGUGGAUGAACAGAGGAAAGGACAGGAAGAGUAUUGUUUCGCAAACUCUGUCUCGUCGUACGACGUUGUUGAAUACCACACCGUUAGUGUCGAAUAGGUAAAGGGUUCAUAAAUUAAAGCGACUAUAUUAAAUAAACAAAACGGGAUGAUACGCAAAAAAGUAAAAUAUUACGUCGCAUGGUAUAUGUAAACGCGAGAAUAAAAAAAAAAAAAUAAAUGGAAAGCUAGUCUUUGCGGGGUGCAUAGAGACGGAAAAUUUUGAUAUCGUUGGGACGAGACACGGGAUGCGAAGAGCAACCAUUUACAACAACAACAAAAAAAAAGUGAAAAAAACGAAAAAAACACUGUCACUCCCCCCCCCCAGAUCUGCUCACUUAUUUACCAUCUAAAAUAUCGCUAAAAAUGAAAAACAUGAAAAAACCGAAACCGAGGUAUGAGAAGAAACAAAGACAAAGGGAAAAAAAGCACGCAUGAAUCUAACUACAUUAUAUCCAGUUGUCAUUAAAUUAAAUUUCACAUUGUCUAGCAAGUACGAUAUUAUUAUACGAAGGGAAGAACGCAGGAGGAGAAAGGAGAGUAAAAAUACAUUAAGUUAUUAAGUUCCAAAAGAACAUCGGUGGUGACUUACUUUUACAUUCGAUACUUUUCUUUCUUUAUUUUUGUUUUUUUUUUUUUGUUCCACAUAUUUGCACGUAUUACCGUUAUCUAAGAUGCUACCACCCGCGUGUGCGCGAGCACGAACACACACAUAAAAACAUUACACACAAUUUUACGUUCUAGGCGUGACAUGUUCCGCUUCCCUUUUCCUUCAUUACCAUUCAUUCAGCCUCUUGCACGCUGAUUCGAAAAGUAUUGUCGAUUUUCGUACGUGCAAUCGUUGCCAGAUCGCGUUCCGUUUAUCAUUUUCAUGCGUUAAUUUGCAGUGCAUCGAGGUGAGUGAAACGCCGUAUAUCUUCAAAACUAUGUUUUCUAAAUCCUACACACGCUACGACCGUCCGUUUAGCAAGUUGCAUGAAUAUCGAAGAGGAAAGGGGACACCAUUUUUCCUUUUCUUUCUAAUUUUUUUUUUAGUUUUUUUUUUUAUUUUAAUUUUUCGAGCGACCGAUCUUUGAGAAAUUCUUUAUAACCCUGCCUCUCCCGACUCUCGACUUACUCUCUCACCCUCUUGAUCACCCGCCGCUUCUCUCUCCCCCUCCCUCCCCCUCCCAGUAUAUGUUAUAUAUACAUAUAUAUAUACAGAUAUAUUAUAUACAAUAAUAUAUAUAUAUAUAUACAUCAGAUAUUUACCUAUCGCAACGGAAGAAAGCAAAAGACGAACCGAGAACAUACUGUGUAAACGCGUAUUAAAGAAAGAAAUUAUAUCGUCCCGAUGUUCUCUUUAAACAUAUAUGUAUAUAUAUGUAUGUGUAUAUAAAUAUUCAGUUUAUAAACACGAUCGAUCUCGUGGAAAUUGUCGAUAGUUCGAAUAUCAUUCGUUGUUUCCCGCAGUUCCAUCAAUUGUAUAAUCGUUUCUCCGGACUAUCUAUUCGCGUAGAAUAACGUUUUUUCGAUUCGAAUCGCGACAAAGAUACAAACAAGAAAAAAAGACCGAUACACACAAGUUUUCUCACGAGUUUUCUUUUAAUUCGAAGAAAACAUCUCGAGCCGAGAUACUUCAUUGAGUCGUCACCGCAAAAAUAUCGAAAAAAAGCUUCUUUACUGGUUUCACGAGGCGUCGGAUAUUUAACCGGCUGAACAAACGACACGUGUAAAAUGGAGGUCCGAUCGCCUCGAGCGAAACCUCGAGAUAAACGAGGGACAUUAUUAUUACCGUUGCCAUUCCGCAAAUGAGAAAUAAAGAAAAGUAAUAAUAAUGGAAUCCGACGAUAAAUAAAUAAACAAAAAAAAAAAAGUAUAUAUAUCGACGCGUCCGAAUGCAACGGAUACACUCGGUCCAGGGGCGGAUUGAUAUGUAUAUAUGUACGAACUAAUUGCUUCUAAUUAUUUGAGGGCCGCGUUAAAAAGAAAAAGUCAUUUUUACGUUUUUACAAAUAGAAAUUCUAUGGGCGAGAAAUUUCAAUCUUCUCCGAUCAAAUGAAAGAAAAAAGAAAAACAAACGAAUGAAAGAAUUCCAUUUGUUUCUAUAUGUUAAACCAGUCAACGUUUUUUUUUACGAUAUACAAAAUAAAUAAAUGAAUACGUUUUC
Molecule: messenger RNA, 4032 nt
Organism: Hylaeus anthracinus
Lineage: Eukaryota; Metazoa; Arthropoda; Insecta; Hymenoptera; Colletidae
Gene: 14-3-3zeta
Product: 14-3-3 protein zeta
Exons: 5
Coding region: 273-1016 (247 amino acids)
Biological process (GO): signal transduction
Cellular component (GO): cytoplasm
Source: RefSeq, a predicted model, not a curated record